Messenger RNA from Hypomesus transpacificus, 2677 nucleotides. RefSeq names its product eukaryotic translation initiation factor 4E type 3-like. Gene Ontology annotation, biological process: translational initiation. The record is from RefSeq and is a predicted model, not a curated record. Gene Ontology annotation, cellular component: eukaryotic translation initiation factor 4F complex. The transcript is spliced from 6 exons. Gene Ontology annotation, molecular function: translation initiation factor activity; RNA 7-methylguanosine cap binding. NCBI's taxonomy places the organism in Eukaryota, Metazoa, Chordata, Actinopteri, Osmeriformes, Osmeridae. Bases 401 to 1207 code for a protein of 268 amino acids.
GGCUUUAGGGGCGAUUUGUUAAGCACAAUAAGCUACUUUGAGUACGAUACAUCUAUUUACAGUUGCUUCAAGGAUGUGUGUGCGUGUCAUUGUAUUUCACUCGAGCCUUUAAUUCUUGGCUCUUACCAGAUUCUGAUUGGCUUUAUUAAUAUUGAGGACUGCACCAAUGACACUUAUAACAAAAGUAUAACAUUAUUUGGACAAACCAUUGACUGUUGGGACAAAGUUCCUCCUUAGGAUUUAGGUUAAUCUACUCUCUGACGCCGUAUAGCGAGUGAGUCAGCACAGUGGUGAAAGACGAAAGAAAGUCUGGAGUGGUGACAGAGAGUGGUAGAACGAUACGAUAGUUGUUACUGGAGCAAACGGGUCGUUUUUCCACAUUUGCUGUUCAACAUAGAAAAUGGCUGUUCCUGCAAGCACACAUCUACAAAUCAACACAGAAGCACAGAGUGGCCAUUCGGUGUCUGCUGCAAAUAGUAUCGAUAUUGACGAGAAAGAGUUGGAAAAUAUCGCUAAGAAUCAACACGAAGACGGGGCAACGUUGCCCCUACAUUCCCCAUGGACAUUUUGGCUCGACAGGUCGUUACCAGGGACAACAGCAGCAGAAUGCGAGUCUAAUCUGAAAAAAAUAUACACUGUAGAAACUGUGCAAAGUUUCUGGAGUGUGUACAACAACAUCCCCUCUGUAACAGCCCUGCCCCUUCGAUGUAGCUAUCACCUGAUGCGAGGGGAGAGGAGACCCCUAUGGGAAGAAGAAAGUAAUGCCAAAGGAGGAGUAUGGAAGAUGAAGAUACCAAAAGACAGCACUGUAUCUUGUUUAACUCUACCCAAUACUCACUGUUUAAACACUUGUCAGCAAUCUUUUGUUUUGCAUAUCUUCAGUUGUUCAGUGCAAUUGACCAGACAUUCCAUGUUUUUCAGUCCUCAGUUUGGAAGGAGCUGUUACUUGCUACAAUUGGAGAGCAGUUUGCAGAUUACUGUGCCUCAGAUGAUGAGGUUGUUGGCGUCAGUGUUAGUGUUCGUGAUCGAGAGGAUGUCGUUCAAGUCUGGAAUGGGAAUGCUUCUCUUGCUAGUGAAGCAAAUAUUUUGGGCAAAGUCUAUGAACUACUUCCUAACAUCACUUUUAAAGCAGUGUUUUAUAAAUCUCACAGGGAACAUCAUGCCUUUGAAGGAGGACGUUCAAGACAGUAGCUCCUUAUGCACCUGAUGCACUUUUUGUUGUCAGAGCUCAGUUCUGGCCUGGGCAUAAUACAAUGCCCACAACUCAAGAUUAUCACCCAGCAUAUUUUGCAAACCUUAUUGAUAUAUUUUUGAUGGAAUUAACUGGUUGAGUUUCCAGUCUGAUGCCUUUAAUCCGUUUUUUAUGUAAAUGAACUCUUGAAUCAGACUAUUCCUCAGAGAUUGUAUUUUUAAUGCAUUUCCUUUCAUUUUUUGGAAAGAUACCACAAUCCCAUUGUACUGAAGGAACAUAUACAGAAAGACAAGAACAUUCAGAUAUGUCACUCAUAGGGGCACCAUGAGACACUUUAAGGAACUCUGGCUCUAUAUCAGCUCCUAGUGAAGCAGUAGUUCUGCUUUCUUUGUAUAUGUUCUUGACUGCGCUGCACUGUCACUGCCAUACUGUCCGCACAGCAAGUCAUACAUCUCUUCUCACAUUCACUGAAAUUGAUAGUCUGUAGAAAUGGCACAUCAAAUUAUACAGGCUCAUCUUUCCCCUUGUUGGUCCAUCAAGAAAUGUAACUCAUUUCAUACAAGACUAUUCUUUUAUCUUUGUUGUAAUUUUUCAUAGUUUGAUCCAAAGUGCCAAAAUAACCUGUUGGGCACACUUACAAAGAACACACUGCACAUCAUUUUAUCUUAUUUUAUCUUAUUACAAGUAUACAUAGUGGUCAACAAUGCCAUAGGCACUAACUGUAUUAAUGUGUUCAGCACCAUCCAAUGUAUAUCUUUUUAAAAUUACCUUCUAUGGAAUAAUGUCUGCAAUAAGCUCACCGUGUUAGAUUUAAAGUCACUUUACAAUGUUUUGAAUUCAGUCAAAAGUAAAUAUUAUGAAAAAUAAUUAUUUUGUACCUCACCUCUGCUUUUAUGCUCCUGUAAUGAAACUUUCUGGAUUGUUUAUAGAUGUAAAUCUUUGUUGCUAGACCAAAGACAAUAGUUUCCCCUGGAACAAAAGUUUAGUUAGCCUAAUACUCUAAAUCAACUGCUAAUUGUGCUAUUGACAGCUUCUUGUAGAAAGAUGUAAUAAUGCUUCACUUGAUCAAGGGGUUUCUCAUCUAUACAAGGUUCAGUAUGCACCAUACCACAACUAUACCUUCAUUUUGUCUUUGUGUGGGGGGGGAGUUUGUACCUGCAUUUUCUUUUCUCCAAAUCCAAUGCACCAAGAAUGUGAAGAAUAAUUUCAGUUGUGUGUUAUAAGCACAGUUUUAAGGGUUUAAGGGUCAUAUUUAAUGUGGAAGAUGUGUAGCUCUUUUAGGUAGCUAACCUAUAGUUUGUCUAAUUACUUUAAGGUUCUUUAAGUGAGGGAUAUCGUUUUUUUUUUUUUUUACGUGCCUUAUCUGUACAGGUUUUCAACUCUAGAAUGUUCUCUCUAAAUGUAUGCAAUAUUUCUUAAUGUUUGUCAGAUACCAAUUAUUUGACUUUUUAUGUUGAAAAAAUAAAAUGACCCAUUUGAGAUUAA